This is a messenger RNA of Lepus europaeus (European hare), 464 nucleotides long. RefSeq names its product disks large-associated protein 2-like. Gene Ontology annotation, molecular function: molecular adaptor activity. The record is from RefSeq and is a predicted model, not a curated record. NCBI's taxonomy places the organism in Eukaryota, Metazoa, Chordata, Mammalia, Lagomorpha, Leporidae. Gene Ontology annotation, biological process: signaling. Gene Ontology annotation, cellular component: postsynaptic specialization; glutamatergic synapse. The annotation marks the transcript as partial. The transcript has 3 exons.
UUCUCGGUAAAAUCCGGAGCGCCGUGGGGAGUGCCCAGCUCCUCAUGUCCCAGAAAUUCCAGCAGUUUUAUUGGCUGUGCCAACAGAACAUGGACCCCAGCGCCAUGCCAAGACCUACGUCGCAGGACCUGGCCGGGUACUGGGACAUGCUGCAGCUGUCCAUCGAGGAUGUCAGCAUGAAGUUCGACGAGCUGCACCGGCUGAAGCUCAACGACUGGAAGCUGGUGGAGUCGCCGGAGAGAAAGGAGGAGAGGAAGGUACCCCCGCCAAUACCAAAGAAGCCCCCCAAGGGGAAAUUCCCCAUCGCCCGAGAGAAGUCUCUGGACCUGCCCGACAGGCAGCGCCAGGAGGCCCGAAGGCGCCUGCUGGCGGCCAAGCGCGCCGCCUCCUUCCGGCAGAACUCGGCGGCCGAGCGUGCGGACAGCAUAGAGAUCUACAUCCCCGAGGCGCAGACGCGGCUCUGA